Molecule: messenger RNA, 871 nt
Organism: Dermacentor silvarum
Lineage: Eukaryota; Metazoa; Arthropoda; Arachnida; Ixodida; Ixodidae
Exons: 4
Coding region: 92-871 (259 amino acids)
Source: RefSeq, a predicted model, not a curated record
UCUAGUGUCUAUCUGCAUUUCAGGACGUCGUCUCUACAUCAACUCGGAGCCGCCUGCACCAGAGAGGACAGCAGCAGGCAUACGCAGGGACAUGAAACUUGCCAUGGAGCUGCAGACUCCAGUCAAUGGACUGAAAGGGCCAUCAGCUUUCUGGCCUUUGCAGUACCUGGACCUUGUCGAGUGCUACACUGUGGAGUACAUGCAUUGUGUGUUACUUGGGGUGACCAGGCAGUUCACGGAGUAUUGGUUCGAUUCCUCUCACUGCCAUGAAAAGUUCUACAUAGGACGACCAAGCACCCUGAAUUUCCUGAACCGGCGCCUGAAGGGCAUUCAACCGCCACAUCAUAUUACACGCCUGCCUCGCUCAAUCCAGGAAAGGCACUUUUGGAAGGCCCAUGAGUUGCGAAAUUGGCUUCUGUACUACUGCCUACCUGAUAGGUGCAUGACAUUCAACGUGCGUCAACUCCUGCACUUAGCACGGGCUGCCCGCAACUUUGGCCCACUGUGGGCUCAUUCAGCAUUUGGGUUUGAGAGUGGGAAUGGCCAGCUUGUCAAGUUAGUUACAGCAGCAAAUGGUGUGCCUGAACAAAUCCUGGAGCGUGUGAUUCUCUCCCAGGAGUUGAAGCUGUUGCUUUGUUCAACAGCAAUACCGUUGACAACUAAGCAGUUGUGCCAUGAUUUCCUGCACUAUCCAAAUGUAGAAAAGGCUCAGCACAUACAAGGUGCUUGCAUGUUUGGUGCACCCAAUGAUGUGCCUGUGGUGUUGCCUGCAGAAAGAGAUUGUCUGAAGAUAGCCCUGAACCAUGCGCCCGUUUGGGUUGUCGGGCUCUGCACUGGCAGUCCAGCAGAUGUUGGAUUUCUUUGCAUGUGA